GCCGAUGAUGAUGAUGAUGAUGAUGAUGAUGAUGAUGAUGAUGAUGAUGAUGAUGAUGAUGAUGAUGAUGAUGAUGAUGGUAAUGAUGAUGACGAUGAUUAUGCUGAUGAUGCUAAUGAUGCAGAUGAUGGUGGAAGGGGAAGCUGAUAGUUGUUAACG
This is a messenger RNA of Enterobius vermicularis (human pinworm), 159 nucleotides long. Lineage: Eukaryota; Metazoa; Nematoda; Chromadorea; Rhabditida; Oxyuridae. The record is from the annotation of a GenBank genome assembly.